ACCAUUUACAUUAUUUUAGGAGAAAGCUUAAUUUAUUGUUUCCUUUGAGCUAUACUUUCCUUUCCGUCAUUAGCUUGUUUUAUUUUCAUUGAAUUUGUAUCAUAUAGUUACUUCCUUUAUUUUGUUGAUGGAGCAGAUUUCUUGGAAUUACUUACUCCUGCAAACUGAAUAAUUGCUGGACGUUAUUAGAUCUUGGUUACCAUGGAUUUUCUUGAACCAAUGAUAGCCUUAAACGAGACACAUUAUCAAGACGGUUAUAGAGAUGGUUAUGAUGAUGGCUUGGUAUCCGGAAAGGAAGAAGGAAGGCAGGUCGGGUUAAAGAUGGGUUUCCAAGUAGGUGAAGAGCUAGGAUUCUAUCAGGGCUGCUUGGAUGUGUGGAUCUCAAUAAUUCGCCUUGAUCAAGAUGCAUUCUCAGCUCGGGUCAGGAAAUACAUGGAGCAACUAGCUACACUUCUAAGCAACUAUCCUUUGUCUGAUCCAGAGAAUAAUCACCUUCAAGACAUGAUGAAGGAGAUAAGGCUGAAAUUCAGGGUUAUCACGGGAAGCUUAGGAGCAAAAUUGGGGUAUGAAGGUCGUCCCACAUCAUCAGAGCAAGACCUUGAGGAUAUUUAGCUGGUUUAGCAUUAUCGAUAGGGUUCUUAUGGAUUAUUUAAUCUCAGCACCACUUUGAAACUGAUAUUUGGUGUCUAUAUUGUUUGCUUUUGAUUUUGGACUUAUGAUGUUCAGUUUCACGUAUGUUGCUAAAGGUCUGGAAGGAAAUGUGCUGCCACUGGGAUAAUGGAGGAUACCUGAAGCAGUGUAUCUAACAACCACUUAAAGUCUCUUCAACUUGAGAAUAUUUUGGAGUCAUGUUAUUUCUUAUCUCUCUUCUUAUCUUUUCAAGAUGAGAUGGUAUUCUUUGCUGUACUGAACACAUAGCUAUUUUAUGCCAGUCGCAUGUAUUUCCACUCUAAGCAAUGAUCAGUUUUUCAUUGGCUUUUAUAUCGUACAGUACUACUUUAAAUGCUAUAUGCUUACCUGACAAAUGUCUUAUUGAUGCUUCUAGUUUAUACAUGAUGUCAGGAUAUU
Triticum urartu is the source of this 1068-nucleotide messenger RNA. RefSeq lists its product as uncharacterized. Lineage: Eukaryota; Viridiplantae; Streptophyta; Magnoliopsida; Poales; Poaceae. The record is from RefSeq and is a predicted model, not a curated record.